CUUCCGAAGCUUUUACAUACAUAGCUUUUUUUGUUCUACAUCUUUUAUCUUUUGAGACAUUACAAUUUGGUGUGUUAUUAGUAAGCAUUUUCUCAUAUGACAAGAGUAUUAAUUCUUACAAAAUAAAAAUAUCUAUAAGAAAAAAUAAAAGACACUAAGAAACUAAUAAAUUUGUUAAAAUAAUAUUUUAUUUAUGGAGUAAUAUAAUAUUAAUUAACAUAAUGAUAUAAUGACAUUCAUUUGGAGCAUUAUCAUCACCAAUUGGGUGAUUAAUUUUACCUUUAGUAUCAUUGUUUUGAAUUCUUGAUAUACCAAGUAUAUAUUUUUAACAUACGACGGGUACUAUGAUUUUUUAUAUUGGAAUCAUUGUAUCAUCUUUGUUUGUAAUCCUCUUUUUGUCACUUAUAGUGUCAAAAUACGUUCGUGGAUAUGUCAUUGUAAUAAUCCAAAUAGAUGGUAAAUGAGUAGAGUUUUAUGAAUUUAUACUCAUACACAUUUAUUUGGGUUUAGUUGGGAUUUUAGUUAAUGGAUUUGUACACAUAUCCAUUUACAAAUUACAAUUUGGUACCUAAACCUAAAAUGUAUUUAGAGUUAGUACCUCAAUUUAUUUUUUUUUGCAUAUAAGUCCUCAAAAUAUCGAUAGAAAAUUACAUUUUAGUAUCUAAAUUUUUUGUGUAUUACAUUUAGGUACCUAAACUUUUUGAAUUUUAUAAAUAGGUCCAUUUUUUUUAUGUGUUGUUAGAACCUCAAGUACAUGGGUAUCAAAACCCAAUACAAGCCCAUUUAGAGUAUGAAAAUCAAUAUCCAUACCCAUCUCAAACCCACCCCAAAUCCAUAUGUACCUCACUCAUACCCUACUCAUAAUUAAUGGUUUUACUUGGAUUUGGGCAAAAAUUACCCAUGGGUGAGUAAAUUGUCAUCUCUACGCAAGAGCGAACCAGUGUAUAGUCCGCUUGACACGGGAGCGAAUCGCGCCAAAAUCUAGUAUUUUCGAGACUAUUUUUGUAAGUAUGGUAUGGUGGAAUUUUUUCUUUUUAUAGUAACUUAUUUAUUUUGGGAAAAAUUCCAAUAACAUGUUGAAUUUUCCCCUACCAUGUCGUCGUGGAUUGGCUUCGUGGCGGGGUGGCGGAGUUGAUUUCGGUCCAAUUAAAGUUAGCACCGUGAAAUCAGCCACCCUUUCUCGGCGAAAUCGUGCAGAAAAGGAAGCGCGGAAGAAGCGAAGAAAAAACACGACUACACGACGCGAUAAAGAAGAAGAAGAAGAAGUAAAAAGGUCAAAGGAGUAUUUCAUUUUCACCAUAUAAAAAAAAAAGAUUAAAGAAGAAAGGGGAAAAAAAGGCGGCCGUACAUAGUCAGUCGUCUCCACCCACUAGGACUCCCCCGUUGAUCCUUUUCUGAAGCGAUCCCUCCCAAACUCGAAUCGUAAAUGGUCGGGGGUGUUGCCGGCGGCGUGACGCCCGCACCCGCCGCCGGUGGAUUCAGGGCGGAGCCACAGUACGUCUCGGCGAAGACUUCCGUCUGGUGGGACAUCGAGAACUGCCAGGUCCCCAAGAACUGCGACGCCCACGCGAUUGCGCAGAACAUCAGCUCCGCCUUGGCUCGCGUCAACUACUGCGGCCCCGUCUCCAUCUGCGCUUACGGCGACACCAACCGGAUUCCGCCUCUCGUUCAGCAGGCUCUCUCAAGCACCGGCGUCACCCUCAAUCACGUCCCCGCCGGUGUGAAAGAUGCAAGUGAUAAGAGAAUCCUGGUUGAUAUGCUGUUCUGGGCGGUUGACAACCCUGCGCCGGCGAAUUACCUGCUUAUAUCUGGAGAUCGCGAUUUUUCCAAUGCCCUUCAUCAGCUUCGGUUUCGGAGAUACAACAUCCUGUUAGCGAAGCCGCAGAAGGCUUCAGUUCCCCUUGUUGCCGCUGCCACCGCGGUUUGGCUCUGGUCUAGCCUUUGCACAGGAGGUGCUCCAAUGCCUCCAACUGUAUCUUCUCAACCCUCCGGCGGUGAUAAUGACAACCAGACCAGUUCCACCACUGGAAUGCCACAGAGCGGUAGGCAUUCGGGUGAGCCUGUGAGACCUAAAGGCCCUGUGCAGCCUGUCACUUCUACAGCUACUACUGCUGGAUUUGGGAAUCAUAGUUCCUAUGGUAAUGGCAGUGGCAAUGCUUUUGAUCCCGGAUUGAACGAGAAGCACGUUCGUAGUAACGGGAACGCAGCAGCUAACCAAGUUGGAGGCCAGGGAAAUAUGCAAGCAAAGCAGUUUAAGAAGGCUCCGCACGAGUUCUUUGGAGGCGGGGAACCCGGGAAUAGUUAUUCUGGUAAUGCCUUUACAAAUACAUCUUAUGCUCCCAUGGGAGAUCCUAGUAGUAACAACAUGUACAUGAACCUGAAUCAGCAGAACUCAACUCACCAAAACUAUCCUUUGAGGCCUAAUACCUUACCCCAGCAACACCAACCUACUUUUGCAUCAGAUCAUAUGCCUACUACUCAUCAUAAUCAUGGGUAUCGUCCGAUCCCACCCAGACCUGAUUUUAGAUAUCCAUCACCCUCUGUUCCACCCAGACCUGAUUUUAGAUAUUCAGCACCUCCCGUUCCACCCAGACCUGAAUUUAGACAUUCAGCACCUUCCGUUCACAAUGUGCCUGACAUUGGGAAGCUAAGUAUAUCUCAAACCCCAAAUUAUGCUCCAAAUUCUUCUAAUUUCAGACGUGAACCUCCACAAGAGUACAAUGCUGGCUCUUUUCAGUCUUUGCAUGUUCCUUCGUUUAGUGCACCACCUCCAAACCAUGUCAUGCAGGAGCAUGGUGGCCAGGCCAAAUAUUGGCGCCCUCGUGGUCCUUCACCUCCACAAAACUUAUGUACCCUAUCUACUAGCACUAGCGUGUCUUCCAAUGAUGCGACUCAAGAAACUCAACCACAGUUGGCUUCUUCAGAUCAUGUUAAUGGUCUUAUGACGGUUAUCCUCCGUGCUCUAGAUAUCCUGAAGCACGAAAAAGUAACUCCUAGCAAAGCAAACAUUAGUUACUGCAUCCGUUUUGGGGAGAAUCAAGAACAUCAGAAUGUUGAUGUGGAGGUGGCUCUUGACUAUGCAAUCAAGUAUAAGAAGGUAGUAAAGCAAACAACAGGUUCCUUCCAGGUGUUUAUCCCUAAGAAUGGGACCCUGUGGAUGUGUGUGAAUCCCAAGUGUCCUGAUCCUGAAAAGUACCCAGCAGGAACGUGGGAUAAGAUAAAGAAGUUUAUAACUUCUGAGAACGGGAGAUCAGCAUUGUUGGCUUCUGAAUGCAGAUAUGAAGCUGCUAUGAUUCUGAAACGCGCAUGCUUGGAAGAUCUUGUGUUAGGCGAGGUUUUAUGUAUCAUAGAGAUGAUGAUUGAUAUGAAGAAAUGGAUUGGUCCUCAUGAAUCAGGAUGGCAACCUGUCAGUAUUAUAUCCUGCGAAGAAUUUAAGAUCCGAGAUAAAAAGUGCCAAGGAGGCGCCACAAUAUAAUCAUUGACGGACACUCUUGCAGUAAAAGGAAAACCAAGGUAAUGAUUCGAGGGAGUGAGUAUUAGUAAAAUGCAAGAGCAGAUCCGAGAUAAACGCAGAGCUACUUUAGUAUGUUUUCACUUGAGAAGUAACUAGGUGAAAAUGAGAUGGAAUGGAAGAUUCAUCGUAUUCAAAUUUAAAAGUUGAUAUCUGCUCAGGACAAGUCUUGCUUGCUAGAUACAGAUAACAAGGUAGUCAGCAGGACAAGAUCAAACUUGUUGGCUUAUCAAGGUCAUGAAGCGUCAAAGAACGGGCUAUGAAUGCGGUAUACGCAGCAUGGCAUAUGUGUGUUCGAUUAUUUUGUUUUUGCGUCGGAGAAUAGAAUUUAGAAGCUGGGUUUGAGCAGCUUUACAUGGUCGGUUGGGAUGACUCUUUUAACUCAAACAUGAAAGUGUCUGAAUAGGCUGUAAUGGCUCUUCCCUGUUCCGGUGACUCUGCUAGCAUUUUGGGGUGGUUUCUCUUUAUUUGAACAAUUUCAUUUUCACGUGUAUUUUCUGUUUCUACAAUUGUCAUGGGUAGAGUCCCUAUCCAAUCUCAGAUCUGGUAAUGAGAAGUGAACAUAUCCUUUUGCAGUCUUUCUUAUUGCAUACUCGUGUAUAUGAUAGUUGUGGAGAGAUCAGAAUUCUUAUGGUCUUGGUAGGUUACAUACUUGACUUAUCGGUUUUGAGUGGGGUUAUAAUCCAAGUAAGAACGGUAAAAUAACCGAUCACUGUUAGUAUCCAACCGAAUUAGAAUAGAUUUUGUCUUGAAAAAUCUAAUCGAUGUUAUUUUAGGCGAGUUUCCCCUGAAAUCGAUAAUGAAAGGUAAUAAAUUUGUCGUUGAUUUGUAUUUUAAGUAUCGGCACCAAAUCGAUCCAAAUGUGUCUUAUAAAUUAUAAUUAUGUUC
Linum trigynum is the source of this 4399-nucleotide messenger RNA. The record is from the annotation of a GenBank genome assembly. NCBI's taxonomy places the organism in Eukaryota, Viridiplantae, Streptophyta, Magnoliopsida, Malpighiales, Linaceae.